AUGGCAACUAAUUUUGAACAUUUCAUCGGCGGUUUUGCCGGUGGAAUUGCGAGCACUCUGGUUUGUCAUCCGCUUGAUUUGCUCAAAAUUCGCUUUUCAGCAAACGAAGGGAAGCGGUGUCGCCCGCAAUACAGUGGUUACUUGGAUGCAGUAAAAAACAUCUAUCGGGUCGAAGGCUUGCGCGGUCUUUAUCGAGGCCUCUCUCCGAACCUUACUGGCGCCGCCUUAUCAUACGGUUUUUAUUUUCAGUUUUAUUUUUUAUUUAUUGUUUAUUUCGUAUUAUACCUUUACAGUUAUCAUAUAAUGAAAUCAAAAUCGUUAACGAAUCCUAUUUGGCUGUCAAAGACGCGGCUCUGUUUGCAGUAUGAAAUUCAGUCUGAUAAAAAAUAUUCUGGUAUGGUGAACUGUAUUUAUUCAACUGCAAGAAAUGAUGGCAUUAAAUCGCUUUAUAAGGGUUUCCUUCCUGGAUUGUUUGGUACAUCUCAUGGUGCUCUACAGUUUAUGUUAUAUAAUUAUUUUAAAAAUAUUCGAUUUAAAGAGCUUCAAGUUACAUUCGAAUAUUUAUUGUUUUCUGCGGGUUCUAAGAUUAUUGCUACAUCAGCAACAUUUCCCUACCAGGUAUUAAGGACUCUUAAAAAUUUGGAUUCUUCUCAGCUCAUACCAGAAGGUAUUCGAGGUUUUUAUAAAGGAUUAUUAGCUGGUAACUUGCGCCAGUUACCGGCAGCGAUUGUGAUUUUUUUAACUUAUGAAAAUGUUCGGCAUAUUAUUCGUAAUUCUUAA
Messenger RNA from Dracunculus medinensis (Guinea worm), 780 nucleotides. The record is from the annotation of a GenBank genome assembly. Lineage: Eukaryota; Metazoa; Nematoda; Chromadorea; Rhabditida; Dracunculidae.